UCUCUCACUGUCGUUGCUUUCUCUUUCAUUCACAUUCAUGUACAGUUGUUCAUUCUUACACACAAAAUCUACAUCCUUGACAGUGUGACUAACACGUCCAUUAACUCUUUCACUUUGCCGCUUUGCCCACACUGUUUUCCCCUAAUAAACACUAUAGCUUCCACUCUACUUCAGGAAUAUUUUUACUCUACAACGUCAAACUCCCCAGUUAUCAUGCUUUUUUGAUUGAUUGCUCUAAACAAUGGACUCAACGGCUCUCCUUGAUCGUGCUUUGUUUCAACUCACUCCUACUCGAACAAGAUUUGAUCUGGUGCUCUUCUCCAAGGGAAAGAAUGAGAAACUUGCUUCAGGGCUUUUUGACCCAUUCAUUUCUCACCUCAAAUUUGCAAGAGAUCAGAUUUCAAAAGGUGGGUACUCGAUUACUCUGCAGCCACCUGCCCCUGGUGCCCCCUGGUUCACCAAAGCUACCUUUGAAAGAUUUGUGCGCUUUGUUAGCACCCCAGCAGUUCUUGAAAGGUUCGUCAGUAUAGAAAGAGAAAUCUUGCAGAUUGAGGGAUCAGUUCAAGCUAAUGAACUGAACGCUAAUGUUGAUGGAAGGCAGGAAGAAGAUGCCAAUGGUAAUACAAGGAAUUCAACUGAUUUUACCAAGGUAAAUGGUGAACUCAAGACAACAGAUGACAUUGCACGUGAAGAGAAUUCCAAGAUUCAACUUCAACGGCUAUUGGAGACUCGGAAAGCCUUGCUCAGGAAAGAGCAAGCAAUGACUUAUGCUCGUGGGCUGGUUGCUGGAUUUGCAAUGGAGAAUAUGGAACAUCUCAUUUCCUUUGCAGAUGCAUUUGGAGCCUCCAGGUUAAAGGAAGCAUGCAUUAAUUUCAAGGAAUUAUGCAAGAAAAAACAUGCAGAUCGUCUUUGGAUGGAGGAAUUAGCUGCGGUGGAGGCAUGCUCACCAUCAGAACUGCCAUUAUUAGGAACAUCUGGCAUUGUGCUUGCAAAUGGAAUUAGCAUCCCUAGUCCAAGUAUCAUGUCAAAUUUCCCCAUCAAUGGUGCAUCUACAGGUGAUCAUGCUCCAAAUGAAUCUUCAGAAGCAUCAGCUGUGGACUGCAAGAAAGAUGAGAAUUUGCCUGCAUCAGAUCAGACGCCACCACCUACCACAAAAUAUCAAGUGCCAAUGCAUUGGACAAAUCAGAUACCUCAGCAUAUGUACAAUUUACAAGGUCCUGUUCAACAACUACCUCCAUGUCAGGGAUAUCCUUUCCAUCCGAUGCAGCCUGUACCGCUGCCAUAUCCGAUGAAUAUGCAGUGGACUCCUAGCAGAAAUCAGAAGUCAGCUUCCAGGCAAAAGAAGAAAUUGUCAAAUGGAAAGGGACUUGAAUAUUCAGGAGAAGAAAGACAAACUCAAUCUAGUGGGUCUGGCUCUGAAAGUGAUUCAAGUUCAUAUGGGCAAGAGGAAGACAGAAAGCAGUCAUCACCAGAUCCUCCAUAUCGGAGAAAAAACCAUAAAAAGUCAUCCAGAACAGUUGUCAUCCGCAAUAUUAACUACAUCACGCCUAAGAGGAGAAGCGGAGAGAAAGGUCAAUUUUCGGAUGGUUCUUAUUCAGGUGAGGACGACCUAAUUGAUACAGAUUCCUUUAAACAGACAGUGGAUGAUGCUGUUAAGUCUUUGAAGGAAUCGAGCAAGUUAAACUCAAGUUAUAACAAAAGAAGAGGAGCAGAAAAGAGCCACCACAUUGCAAAUAAAUCAAAUGAUGCAUCUUAUCAGGGAGACUCUAAUGACCUUGAUGUAAAUACAUCAGAGGAAGGAAAAAGAAAUGAAAAUUGGGCUGCUCUCCAAAACCUUCUUAUGAGGGAUGAAGAAAGUAUGAGUGUGAAUGAAGUAGAAUGGAAGCAAGCUGAGGAUGUUCAGGAACAUUUCAUGGCCAGAAACUUUGAUGGAGAAAUUUCUGCAACCACUCCUGCUGUGAACUUGGAAUCACAGAAAGUUCCAAGUCGGCGGACGGUUUUUGGUGACUCUUUUGUCAUGACUGAGAGGGAUGGGAAAAAUGAGACUAGGAUGAAGUUGGACGAUUUUGAUAAUGGAGAGAAUUAUCAUCCCGUCAUGAAGAGAGGGGACUGUGUGGAAGUGGAUUUGUUGUAUCCAGAGAGAUUGGAAGAAUCAGGAAAUAAGCUUGGUAAUCUCUUAUCUACUUGUGCCAAUAAGUCAUCUGUAAUCAGAUCUGGAAAGGAAGAACAUUGGUUUGUUGGCAAUCACUCUGUAAAGCCAGAAAACCAGGAUUCAGCCAAUAAUCAGAUGCCUUUAAAUGGUGAUAACAUUUUAUCCAUGGAGAGUGAUCCUUUGUAUUCUCAGAAAAGUAGGAAAGAUAUUCUUAUUGAUGAUUCUUUCAUGGUAGCAGCUCGACCAGCAGUUGAUGAUCAAGAUGAUUCCCAAUGGAAAACAGAUAUAAGUGUGGUUGCAAAUUUAACUUCACCUAGCAACCCAGAUGGCAACACAAAUGCUUCACAAGAUGUGCGGAAGGUACUUGAUUCCCAUGACUCAAAUGAUCUUUGCAUGGUACUUGAACGGAAUCCUGGAUAUGAGUCUUCCAGAGACUCCUGGACAAUGGAUUAUCAAAUUGACUUAUCAUUCUCAGAACCUGAUAGAAGUGCAGCUAGCAAACAUUCAGAUGAGAAGGUUCCUUCCAAUCAUAAGAACACCAUUGUCAAGCCUAAUGGUGUCCUCGGAACUAAAAAGCCAGCAAAAGAAGCAAGGUCUAAAGUUCUGAAUGGAUCCCUAGGGAAGAGCAAAGCUGAAAUUAUGUCUAAGAGCAAGAAACCAUCUCUUGUUAGUAGGUCCACAAUUCAGAAGAGCAAGUUGGAGAAGGAGGAAGAAAUGCGGAAGAAGAUGGAAGAAUUAUUGAUUGAACGGCAGAAAAGAAUUGCUGAGAGAACUGCAGCCUGUGGUUAUUCUUCAUCUGCAUCCAAGAAAGUUCCAUUAGAAAAUAAAGCAGCAAAAAGUUCAAUAAAGAGUGAUAAGAACAAAAAUCUUUCCACAGCUCAAGCAACAAACAGGGUGAGUUCUGUCAAACUCAGGGCAUCUUAAGAAAGUAGCCUCAAAGAUGCUUGAUCUUCUGGAUGGUUGUGAUCCUCUUUGACGAUAUCUAGCACUUAUUUGGGAAGCCCGUUGCAUUUGAUGAGGAUGGGAUUCAAUCCUGAAAUCUCUCAAACAAGGAAACAAGCACCCCUCACUCAUGUUUUACCUUUUGCGGCUAUUCAUGAACAACCCUCAUUGCACAGUUUUCCACUUCAUAUCAGCUUUUACUGUAUACAUUGUCAAUAUUUCUGAGUUACACCUGCAAUUCAUUCUACCAGUGUUCGUUUUAAGAAUUUAUAAAUACUAAAUAAGUUCAUAAACAUGUAGAGUCAUUAGUUCUUCAUGUAUCUCCUCUACUCCCCUCAAUUUGUCUUUUACUGUUUCAGAAUGUCUCAUUAUUGUCAUGGAAAUAAGGUGGUCUCUUCCCAUUGUAUACUUCAAGACUUCUUAUUGAGAUAUAUAAUGCAUGAUCAUCAGUGAUUGC
Molecule: messenger RNA, 3551 nt
Organism: Theobroma umbraticum
Lineage: Eukaryota; Viridiplantae; Streptophyta; Magnoliopsida; Malvales; Malvaceae
Product: disease resistance protein (TIR class)
Source: RefSeq, a predicted model, not a curated record